AUGAUAUAUUCGAGGAGAAAUUUAUUGAUUGACUUUUUCACAAUAUUUUAACGUGUUUAUUUGCUAAAUAAAGCAAGCAGCAGAUAAAGUAAAUAAUUAAAUAAAUAAAUAAAAUAAAAGUAAAAAUUAUAUUUAUCUAUUAUUUUUAAUAUCCUUAUAUUUUAUAAAUUUGGAUACAUAUUAAGUAUUUUGCCAAAUAAUUAGUAAUUAAUUUAUUUUAAUGUAAUAGAAAGAGAAAAUUCUAUAAGCAUUCUUUCCUUCCUUCCUUCCAACUUAACUAUUCCUGUUAAGCAUUUUUUUAAGACUCCUUAACAAUUCCUUAACAUAAAUCUUAUCUCACUUAAGCUGAAUGUAGAAAAAUCAACAAAUUCAUUAUUCUACAGUCUGAGCCCGUAAAGGUAGGACGGACUGAGCAUAGAAAUAGACCAAAUCAAACACGCCCAAAAUAUUCUGAUUUUCUGCAGAAUAAAUUAUAUCCUUAAAAAAUAUUAUUUGAAAAAUCUUCUAUUUCAAAAAAGUUUUAAUUUGGUCCUGAUCAAAAACAUAUUCCUUUAUUCAUUACUAAAAAUAUGCCUCCCUGAUUGUGGUUAAUUAUCAAGAGUAGAAAAUUUUAAUCAGAUAAGACCUAUUCAUAGACAUGUUGUUAUAGAUUGUAAUUUUCAUUAAAAAUUAAGAUCUUAAACUUUAUAGCAUUCUCAAAAUUAUUAAUAACAUACUUAGAAAAGAAAGUCUCAGAUUUUAAAUAAAUUUUAAUGUUAAAAAUUUAAAUUAAAUAAAUUUAUCAAAUAUUUAUGUAUGUAUCUAAAAUAAUAUUCUAUUUAACACUCAUACUCAAAAAGAUAGUAGGUAUUAUUAAAAUUAAAAUAAAUGCUACUAAAAUAUGAUUAUUAAUGGACUAAAAAUUUAUUACUACGAUUUUAUAAAAACUAAAUUCUAAUUUUAAACAAAUUUGCUUUUUCAAUUUUAAAAUUCUACUAUACUGAUUUAAUUUUUUUUUCUACUACUGUAUUAUCAAAAAAUAUAUUAUUGUUUAUCAUAGCUAGAUUUAUUUUUAUUAUUUAUAUAUUAAUUUGUUUUUUAAUAAUUUGUAUGAAAUAAAAAGUAAACUACUUUAAUGAAUUAAUUAAUUAAUUAAUUACUAUUUUGAUUGUAAAUAUAAAAAAUUACUCUAAACCCUCAUCUCAUUAAUUAAGACCAAAAAAUGGUAAAAUUAUAAAUUUUGCCAAAUUUUUACAUAAAUUAGUUGGGGUUGAGAUUUUGUAAAAAAUAUUUUAAAAUAUAUAGAUUCUACAUUAUACACUUAUUUUAAUAUUUUUAAAGCCAAUUUUAUAUCUUUUUAUAAAUUUAUCAACCAACAAAAUUUUUAUUGAUAAGGUGAGAGUUUGUUUGUUUAUUUUGAUGCAAAAUGAAAAAAUAUUUAAGAGUGUAAUUCUAGUGAUUUUAAAAUGUUAAAAAAAUUAUAAUAUACCUUUUAAAUCAACUAAAAUAUAAACUAAAUAGUAAAUAUCAUAAUUAAUAAUUUUAUAUGCUAGGUAUGUAUGUAUGUGUACUCGUUUUUAAUUUAUAAAUAAUUUAUUUGAAUCAAAGCUUUGGAGCAGUAUUGUAUUUUUCGAAAUAUUUAAUUGCAUUUUGAGCUAUUCUGUUGCAGGUUUCAACAGUUGGUCUGGGAUUCCAGUCAUCUUUUUAUUCAACUAAACCAACUGGUAAAACAUCUUAUUAGGGAUAGAAUGA
This is a messenger RNA of Tetrahymena thermophila SB210, 1731 nucleotides long. RefSeq names its product transmembrane protein, putative. The transcript is spliced from 2 exons. The record is from RefSeq and is a predicted model, not a curated record. Lineage: Eukaryota; Ciliophora; Oligohymenophorea; Hymenostomatida; Tetrahymenidae.